Messenger RNA from Peromyscus californicus insignis, 5516 nucleotides. It is a transcript of the gene Phex, whose product is annotated as phosphate regulating endopeptidase X-linked. The transcript is spliced from 23 exons. Gene Ontology annotation, cellular component: plasma membrane. The record is from RefSeq and is a predicted model, not a curated record. Gene Ontology annotation, molecular function: metalloendopeptidase activity. NCBI's taxonomy places the organism in Eukaryota, Metazoa, Chordata, Mammalia, Rodentia, Cricetidae. Gene Ontology annotation, biological process: protein processing. The coding region runs from base 169 to 2421 and encodes 750 amino acids.
AGAUGUUACUGAAUCUUCCUCCUACACUUCCACCAUCUUAUGACCUCUGGCUGGACAGGAACGGACGAGCAGGAGAGUCUUGGAUGUCAACGCCUGACAAACUCUUGAGACCAGCUACCAAACCACGAACAGUGAUUUUCUUUCUGAGUCUUCCCUCCGGCCCUUCCGAUGGAAGCAGAAACAGGGAGCAGCACCAUGGAGACUGGAAAGGGGACCAACCGAGGCAUUCGAAUUGCACUGGCCCUGUUCAUUGGUUGCACCCUGGUGUUGGGCACGCUGCUCUUUCUAGUGAGUCAAGGUCUCCUAAGCUUCCAAGCUAAACAGGAGUACUGCCUGAAGCCAGAGUGCAUAGAAGCCGCUGCUGCCAUCAUGAGCAAAGUAAAUCUUUCUGUGGAUCCCUGUGAAAAUUUCUUCCGGUUUGCUUGUGAUGGCUGGAUAAACAAUAACCCAAUUCCUGAAGAUAUGCCAAGCUAUGGGGUUUAUCCUUGGCUGAGACACAAUGUUGAUCUCAAGUUGAAGGCACUUCUGGAGAAAUCAGUCAGUCGAAGGCGGGACACUGAAGCUGUACAGAAAGCCAAAAUCCUUUAUUCAUCCUGCAUGAAUGAGAAAGCAAUUGAAAAAGCAGACGCCAAGCCACUGCUCCACAUCUUGCGGCAUUCACCUUUCCGCUGGCCUGUGCUUGAAGCUAAUAUUGGUCCUGAAGGGGUUUGGUCAGAGAGAAAAUUCAGUCUACUGCAAACGCUUGCAACAUUCCGUGGUCAAUACAGCAAUUCUGUGUUCAUCCGUUUGUAUGUGUCUCCUGAUGACAAGGCGUCUAAUGAACAUAUCUUGAAGUUGGACCAAGCAACACUCUCCCUGGCUGUGAGGGAAGACUUCCUUGAUAACAGUACUGAAGCCAAAUCUUAUCGGGAUGCCCUUUAUAAGUUCAUGGUGGACACUGCAGUGCUUUUAGGAGCUAAUAGCUCUCGAGCUGAACAUGACAUGAAGUCAGUGCUUAGAUUGGAAAUUAAGAUAGCUGAGAUAAUGAUUCCACAUGAAAACCGAACCAGUGAGGCUAUGUAUAACAAAAUGAAUAUCUCAGAACUGAGUGCUAUGAUUCCCCAGUUUGACUGGCUGGGCUAUAUCAAGAAGGUCAUUGAUACCAGACUCUACCCACACUUGAAAGACAUCGGCCCCUCGGAGAAUGUGGUGGUCCGCGUCCCACAAUACUUUAAAGAUUUGUUUAGGAUACUAGGCUCUGAGAGGAAGAAAACCAUUGCCAACUAUUUGGUGUGGAGAAUGGUUUAUUCCAGAAUUCCAAACCUAAGCAGGCGCUUUCAAUAUAGAUGGCUGGAAUUCUCAAGGGUAAUCCAGGGGACCACAACUCUGCUGCCUCAGUGGGACAAAUGUGUUAACUUUAUCGAAAGUGCCCUCCCUUAUGUUGUGGGGAAAAUGUUUGUGAAUGUUCACUUCCAGGAAGAUAAGAAGGAGAUGAUGGAAGAAUUGAUUGAGGGUGUUCGCUGGGCCUUUAUUGACAUGCUGGAGAAAGAAAACGAAUGGAUGGAUGCAGGGACAAAAAGAAAAGCUCAAGAAAAGGCAAGAGCUGUUUUGGCAAAAGUUGGCUAUCCAGAAUUUAUAAUGAAUGAUACUCAUGUUAAUGAAGACCUCAAGGCAAUCAAAUUUUCAGAAUCGGACUACUUUGGCAAUGUACUGCAAACCCGCAAGUAUUUAGCACAGUCUGAUUUCUUCUGGCUAAGAAAAGCUGUUCCCAAAACAGAGUGGUUUACCAAUCCAACAACAGUUAAUGCCUUUUACAGUGCAUCGACCAACCAGAUACGAUUUCCAGCUGGUGAGCUGCAGAAGCCUUUCUUUUGGGGAACAGAAUACCCUCGAUCCUUGAGUUAUGGUGCUAUAGGAGUAAUUGUUGGACAUGAAUUUACACAUGGAUUUGAUAAUAAUGGUAGAAAAUACGACAAAAAUGGAAACCUUGAUCCUUGGUGGUCUGCGGACUCAGAAGAAAAGUUUAAGGAAAAAACAAAGUGCAUGAUUAACCAGUACAGCAGCUAUUACUGGAAGAAAGCUGGCUUAAAUGUGAAAGGGAAGAGGACCCUGGGAGAAAAUAUUGCUGAUAAUGGAGGUCUACGAGAAGCUUUUAGGGCUUACAGGAAAUGGAUAAAUGACAGAAGACAGGGAGUUGAAGAGCCUCUCCUACCAGGCAUCACAUUCACCAACAACCAGCUCUUCUUCUUGAGUUAUGCUCAUGUGAGGUGCAAUUCCUACAGACCAGAAGCUGCCAGAGAACAAGUCCAAAUUGGUGCUCACAGUCCUCCACAAUUUCGGGUCAAUGGUGCCAUUAGCAACUUUGAAGAAUUUCAGAAAGCUUUUAACUGUCCAAAGAAUUCCACCAUGAACAGAGGCGUGAAUUCCUGUCGACUCUGGUAGCUGGAGUGCUGCUUUCUACUGUCCUGACAGAGCUGAGGAGUGCCAGUAGAGGUGGCUCUGAUGUACUCAGCACCCACUGCUUUCUGCCUUUAUUUCACUGAGGACUUUUAUUUUUAAUGCAUUUUCAUUAUUUGGGUAGAUGACUUGCUUGGAUCUAAACAGUAUCUGUUCAAAGUCCGUGGGCUUAUAAAAGAAUUCAAAAACUGAACCAAAUAUAUUUCAUUAGAAAGCCAAACCAAUGAAAACAAAUGUCAAAGCUACUUGGUUAAACUGGCAUCCCUAUUAUCUGUUUUGGUUAGCCACAGCUAGGUGGUACAUAGAAUUUCAAUCUGUAGCUUUGCAGGGGACCUGAGUAGAGUGUAUCCAUAGAAAGGAUCAGUCUAUGAAAAUUGUCACCCUCAGUGAUGAAGAUGUAUGCUCUGUGGUGUGCAAUCAAUAUGUAGUAUUUCUUAUUUCUAAAGGUAGUUAAAUUAGAAAUUUGUUGGAUCUCUAUUUUAUAAUUUCUGAUAAAGUUUUUCCCUUCAGUUUUGGAAAAUUGUAUCUCAGAACUUAUAUCCAAUGUAACUAACCAUUUAAGUCAGCAUGAACAAAGAUGGCACAUAGUCCGUUAGGCAAAAGAUUUGGGGUUUAUAAAAUAGGGGGAAGGGAUGGAUCUUUAACUGCCAGCAGUAUUAAAAAAUAACAACAAAACUAGCCACAUAACAACAAAGGUUCUAGGAAAUGAACUCUCCAGAUGUUGGUCUAGUCCCUAUGAAGCUCCAUCUAUUUGGUGGAUACCAGUCAUGGAGCAGUUCCUGUUUUGUUUUGGCAUGCUCAGGUGUAUCUCCUAACUCUGAACUGAGCAGACACUGAGAAAAGAAUGUUUUGUUUCCAUGUCAGGAACAUAUGGCUUUCAUUCCCUUUAGUCCAACUAUAUAAACACCACACUGAGGAGGGAGUAAACGCUCUUCCAUCUCAGCCCACUUAAUGUUCCAUCUCUGUAAAAGAAAAUCCCUUUCAAAAACUUCUAGAAAGAAUCCAAUUUAAAAAAUCCUGCCUAGAUCUAAGGGACACAAAUUUACUUUUUAAGUCUUAUGAAGGGUUUAUUUUUUUAAAAAAGCAGUACUGUAUUUUGAUCCUUAGAGCAUUAUUGUUUUAAUCAGCACUUUUAGUGUUAAUUAACUUAGUGUAUAUGUAUGUAGGAUAAAAUUGUUAUCACAUUUAAGAGUGUGUGUAGGAUGAAAUUGUAAUGGCAUCCCAGUGGCUACUUUGUUUUCUUGUUUAUUUUUAUUUUUAGUUAGUAUAGGCAUUUUCCCUACCCCAUCGCAUUAUUCAUUGUACAUGGGGUGCUGGGUUAAGUGGGCCAACAGAAAUAUUUCAAAAGCAAAAUGACAAAUUCAGAUGAACCACAGGAGGUCAUUUUGUAUCCUUGUGACUUGUCAUUCUUUGGCAAAAAAAAUAUAAGUGGGAGCCACGUCCUUUUGUAACCAUGGGAACUUCCGAAGGGAAAAAAAUGGAAGGGCACCAUCACGAGGAAAACAAUUACACUGCAUUAGUCCGAGGAGAGUGAUUUUCCCCUUGACUUCCUCCUCUCUGAAUGGAUACACUUCUGAAGGGCAGCAGCCUUUUCCUCCUCUUAACCAUGGUUUAAUGUGACCUUGAUUUGUAUUUCUAAAAACAAGCAGUAUUAUUUCAGGUGUUAGAAGUAUAUGUGCUUUUUCUCUGGUGUAAGCAUUCUGAUUUGAUAAUCCUCAUUUUAUUCCUGUACUUGGACACUUAAGAAGAGCUGAAGUUUGUCAUGAUUAUAUAAAUAGUGCAUUCCUUCUACAUUUCCUUUUUAAAAAUUCCAAAGAAACACAUUCCUGCAGGUCAGAGAGAGUGUUUGAUAAAGCUAUAGAAUUAAGACUUUUGAAAUGGUAUUGGCAUUUGUUGGUUAAGGACAACAAGCUAGUGAUUAGUUGGAGCUCUCCCAGUUUCUGGAUGGCAGGACUAAGUAACUUGGUGUAACUUAGUUUAUCAAGAGAUACAGAAUCACUUCUAGUAGCCACACACAUUUUCUACAAGAACUAGGUUUCCAAAUGUUUCGGUUUAACCCUCCAAAUUACAGUAUUGUUCUUCUUUGUGAGACUGAUUUCUUAAAGAAAUAGACACCAAUUAAGUUGUAGUGAGAAGGUCAGACAUACCUGGAGGGAUGGAAGAAAAGCAGGAGAGCCACAAAGGCUUAAAAAUAAUUAUGGAAAAUCAAAAGGGAAUGAAAUAUUGGCUCUCAGGCUAGGGCUGCAACAACACACUGCUCUGAGUCAUAGAACAGCUCUUCGGCAAGUGGACUAUUAACUGAGCAUUUGAAGGAAGGAGGUUUUCUUUUUUAUGUGUGGGAUAUUCUCUUGUGUGAGUCAAGGAUUCUGUGUAUUGAAAGCUGUGGUGUUUGGCCUUACUACCAUUGCCCAAAGUUUGCUGAGCUUUUCACCAAGCACUCAGCAUAGGCCUUCAAUCCCCCCACCCCCCAUUUAUGAGAUGGAUUGGGACAUGACUGAUAGAUGCAAGCUCAGAAUUCGUAAAGUAUCCUCCAGCUUAUUUAGUGCCUUACCUCGAUGGAGCUUAAAGCAUAGCCCAUAAAUUUUACCUUAUUUAGCCCUGGAGCAUCGCGGAGAAGAAACGAAGAACUAUGGCUUGCCAGACAGAUGGUGCUCAUGCUAGAGAACUGGGAAGGCUUAAAAUUGCUUGUCAAAUAUCUCACAGCCUGGACAGAUAGUCUUUGUGCUUUGGGCUUCUGACCUUUGGAUUAACUUGCAUCUCUUAGAUUAUUAUCUUUCUUAAUAUGUUUAUUCAACCCGUAUUUCUAAAAUUGCUUAGUAUCUAGUAGCCACCACCUUUGAUAUUUUGAACAUAAUGUCUCAGUUGCAUUUUAAAUCAUGGAAGAAUACAUGAUUGUUUCAUAGACUAACAUCCUUAUCAGCAGUGGCACUACCCUAUUGUUUUGAAAAAAGAUGUUUUCAGAUUGUGCAUUUAAAGAACAAAUCUAUGUGGUCACCAGCAGACUAGUGGUUGUGAUUUUUUUCCUUUGUGAAACAAUGAGAAUCAUCAUUGCAAGGACAAUAAAACAUUGGUUAAAGGUU